Molecule: messenger RNA, 3587 nt
Organism: Vitrella brassicaformis
Lineage: Eukaryota; Vitrellaceae
Source: the annotation of a GenBank genome assembly
UGGUUGAGGUCUGAUCGAUUUGACUCGUGCGCUCGCCAAUGAUGGAUGGCACCGAAGCCGUAAGCAAAGACACAUCGCAUCAACAUGAUCACUUCACCCAAUGAGCCUGUCUUCCGACACGUACACAUGCUGUGUGCAGGCUGCUGCUGCUGCUGCUGCUCUUGUCACUAUCGACGUGUCAGGUGACUGCACACGUGAUGGGUGACCGACUGCAUGAAUGUAAGAUUUCUUGUUUGCAGGCACGGACGAGUGGCCUUCAGGCGUGGAGCGCGUUCAGGGGACCGUCAUCGACACGGAGCGGACCUGGCCGCAGCUCAAAAAGGCCAUUGCCAACAAGGGAGCAGUCGGCGAAGCACCACCUGGCCUUCUCGAGGACAAAUACUACGAUGGGAAAGACUACUUGUGUCUGAGCCUCCCAGUCAAACAGGUGGGCACCACCAAUGGCCACAUGGGGCAGUGGCUUGAUGUUAUCUGUGUAUGUCACUUCAAGAGCGUGAGGAGGUGGUGAAGAACACCACCGUGAUUGUAGCUGAGGAGCUAGCGCGCAAGGUGACUGAGGAGAAGAUGAAGAUCAUCAUCUACGACAUGCUCUCGCGCGAGGACACCGAGCUGACCGAGACUCAGGAGAUCAUGGACAGCUCCCACCCUCUCUACAGAAGCGCCUCAGAGCGGGAAAGAGACGGAUACGCCUACAUGGCUCUGGCGAAGGACGUCAUACCAAGACACACAGCCAUCGGUAGGCGACUGACGUCGAGCAAACAAUCUGCUUCUCACCUUCCCGUUCUGUGUGGUUGUCUCAGGCCUGUACGGUGGGCGCCUGGUGGCGACGACGGACAGGCGGUGCAAGCCGGAGAACUACAACCGAUUCUACAUUUAUGGCGUGGAUGCCUACCAGACAAAGAAGGGCAAUAACAUCUUUCAUCUUGAUGGCUUCAGAUUUAGAAGCGCCGCCGGUCAGUCAGCAGGCAGGCAGGCAGGCAGUAAAGAUGGGUAACCUUGUGACUUGAUAUGUGUGUGCCUGUGUGGUGUCUCCUCUGUCCAGGGAUGAUGACCCGCGUGGCAUGACGGGCAAGAGCGCCAAUGUGGUGGCUCAGCCUUUUGAGUUGUUCGGCGUCCCUUUCAUCUGCCAUAUUUCACUCAGGGCCAUCAACAAGGACGAGGUACUCACACACGACGCCCGCACAUGCUUCAAAGGACUGACGGUUGAUUGGCUCAGGAGGUGCUGGUGGACUAUGGGAGGGAUUACUUCACAAGUGACGAUUGGAGGGCUCAGGAGAAGAAACAGGUGCCUACUUCCAAUCAAUGGCAGCACACAUGUGUAUAUUCUAUGUUAUCUGCGUCAUUCAGUCGCAGCAAGCCAUGGAGGAGCUGCGUCGGUUGAGGGACCGACAGCCGUUGCUAUCUGACGUCAAAGAAGAGGCAGAUGGUACGCAGGCGUCGCAUUGAUACUUAAGACAUUGCCAGGCAGAUGUGUGUGAAUGUGUGUGCAGCGUUGAAAGAAGGGAUGGCCAAGAAAGACGAAGAGAUUGCCGCUCUAAAGCAGGAGGUGGAGCAGUUGGCGCAGGUGCAAUGUCCCGCCAAGAGGUCACGUGGCGUCGGCACCGAAAGUACAGAGGCCCUCCGUCUAUAGUCCACCCACGUGUGUGUGCUGAUGUCUUGUAUUUACGCACGUAGAUGUGCUACCCGACGGUGACGCCACCAGCUCCAAGAAACGACGUCAAGACCAGCACAAUGGACCAGCAGCACCAGCAGCAGCAGCAGCCAGCAAGGGCGACAACAUUUAUGAGGAGUUCAGCGCCCAGGCGAUUUUCAAUGAGCUGCACAUGCCUGUGACGGCCAUCAGUGACGCCAUCACCCAGCUGCACGCCCGGAUCCGCCAAGCUGACGACGAUGCUCAGCGAGAGAGGCAGAAGCACGGCGCAUCGGACCCAUCAGCAGCGUCGCCCGAUGACAUUCUGCUGCUCAAUGUGGGCGGCAGCGAGUGGCGAGUGAAGCGGAACCACAUGACUCAAGGGGAGGGCGUGGAGGGCACUCUGCUGGCGGCGCUGUUCUCGGGCUGCUGGGACGGCCGGCUGGUCAGUCACGACAAACAGCGUGUGUUCCUCGACAUCUGCCCGGAGGCCUUCAAGACCAUCCAUACGGCCAUCCUCAACGCCGCCACCCUCCGCCAGACGGGUAACGCCGCGUCAGUUGCCACGCUGCUCGACGAGGCAUCGAAGCAGAAUAGCUACACCGGUAAGGGCCAUGAAGGCGACUACACACUCAUCCCCUCUUAUCACACUUUUCGUUUGUCUGGCCGUGGUGUAGGUUCCCAUGGCUUCUGGAUCAAGCUGCUGCUGUCGCCACUGGACAAGGCGGCCUCAGCGGCCCCUCCCGGAGGCGUCGCUGAGCCGCGCCUGUCCGCCACGGACAGCCCUGCCGCGAUGGGCGACGCCGUCAGGACGCUCGAAGCUAUCAUGAAGGCCAUCGUCAAGGAGAAGGCCCGGCUGGAGGGCCAGCUGCUGGCGGCACAAGGACGACGUGACAAACUCGACAAAGAGAUACAGGUGACGAGAUGCGCCCAGAGGGAAAGGAGGCGCCUUGAUGUGGAUCGGUGGCUUGUGCACCUGGCAGGCCGUCAUGCCCUUCCUGGCGCCUCUGAGUGGCGGCGAUGCCAUUCGGUCUGUCGACGUGUGCGGGAGUCUCAUCUCGACGGUGCAGUCCACCUUGGACGAAAUGGGCGACAUUGGGGCUUCACAACCGAUUCGAUAUGUAAGUUAAGCCAACCACACACAUCAUUCAGAUGUCCCUCAAUACGGGGUUUCCGUCAGGUGGUCGCGCACACGUGCGGUUGAGGUGGUGCAGCCCGACCACAUCUGCCGUAUGGUCGAUUACUAUCGCCGCAAGCGGCUCGGUGCGUCGGCGGCCGACAUGGCUGCGGUGCUCAAGAUGGCCAAUUCGACAGAGCAGGCGGCCUUCGACAUCAACACGGCCAUGUACGGCGUUGUCAAGCCCGACACACACACCACACACGGCGCGCAGCAGACCAGGUACGCAGAUGGAGAGCAGCGCAGGAAAGCUGCCCUCGCCGUCUAUCUGUCAUGUUUGUUCCUUUGCAGCGACAUUGAUGGCUUCAUUGAGAUGCCAUCUGGUGUGCGCUAUCGCAUCGUCACGGAGGGCACCGGCAGAGUGCCGACACUCAACGACCGCGUCAAGACCGACACCAUUGCGUGGAGUGACGGAUUCGACGGCCGGAAGAAGGCAUUCGAUUACCGUGGGGAGGUGCGUCGUGUGUCUGAUUUGGCUGAGUGGUGGCGUAAGGCGGUGCUGCCGAUGAGGGAGGGGGAAGUGAGGCAAAUCAAACUGCCACGCGGAUAUCCUUAUCCCCGCUAUGUUGAGCUGCGUUUGAUCAGCAUAGAGUAGGAGAGAGUUCACACACACGUGGGGGCGGCUGUGUGUGUCACACACUCAUGUGUGUGGCCGGGGGCUCCUCCCUCUCUGCCUGGCUGACUGUGUGCCUCGACAUUGUGAGCCACCGAGGGAAUGUGCUGUGAUUUUCGUUUAGCGCAGCAUCGUGUUGUGCGACGUGUGUGCCUGGGGAGCGUGGG